AUGCCUCCUUGUCAAAAGGCCGUAGGGCCAAUGGCACGAUGCCUACAGAAAACUCCGUCAUUAUGUCUAUCUGCAAGAUCAAUACGAACGUUUACGAGCUCCACAACAUUCAAUGCAGAAGCUGCAGUUCAGGAAGCAGCACCAGUUGGUCUCGACCCGGCGACUGUUGUGAGGCCAGAAAAUGAACGGAAGUUGAUGAGGCAGGGUAUUAUGCCUAUAGGAUCUAGACGUCGUCGCGCAGCGCUGAAGAGUUCCGCCAAUAUCCCGUUCGAACAACUACCAUAUCAAUGUUUCCAGGAAGCUCGAAAGAUCUUACAAGCGGACAGAGAGGAAAAGCUAGAGAUGAUCGCGAAGGAGAGAUUAAGGCUCAAGAACUUGGAGGCACAGGAUGCUUCGAUUAGCGGGGGUGAGAGACAGAAACAGACCAGACUAGACAGUAUAAGGAGGUAUAUCGAGUAUUUAAAGAUCCAGGCGGACAUCAAUGAUCCUUUGAUCAAGAAGCGAUUUGAGGAUGGUGAAGGUGACAUGAAUAAACCAAUCUACCGCUACCUAGCAGACCGAAAAUGGCGCGAAUAUCAACGCAAAGUGAUUGUUCAACGUAUCGAGCAAUUUUCGAUCGUCCCUGAUCUUCUUCCUCAUUUCGAACCUACCGCCGAAGUCCGUCUCGCUUUCCAAAGUCGGAAUGUUCAACCGGGAGACUAUGUGGAUUCCAGAGUCAGCGAGUUUCCAGCCAGAUUAAAGGUUCAGAUCUUUGACAAAGGGGAGAGACUCGUCAGUGUUGUGGUUGUGGAUGCAGAUGUUCCGAAUGUGGAGAACGAUCACUUUAACACAAGAUGUCAUUACCUCGCUGCCAAUAUUCCAAUCUCCCCAGUACAAGACUCAUUACCACUAUCUAAAGUCAACCCAGAAAGCCAAUUGAUCCUCCCAUGGCUACCACCAUUCGCGCAAAAAGGAUCACCAUAUCAUCGAUACUCGGUAUUCGUAUUGGAGCAAAAACCCGGACAAAUUCUGGACGUAGCAGGACUCAAAGAAUUUUAUCAGCGUGAUCGAUUUAACUUGAGAGGUUUCAAGGAUAGACAUGAUGUACAACCCAUAGGAUUGGGACUCUUUAGAAGUCAAUGGGAUGAGGGUACUAAAGGAGUUAUGCAGAGAGCAGGAAUCGAAGGAUGGGAUCUUGAGUUCAAGAGGACGAGAAUCCCAGCGCUGAAGCCAAAACAGAAGGCUAGAGGUUGGGAGGCUCGUCAUGCUAGUGAUAAGUAUAAGCCUUUGAGGAGAUAA
Sclerotinia sclerotiorum 1980 UF-70 is the source of this 1278-nucleotide messenger RNA. RefSeq names its product mitochondrial 54S ribosomal protein YmL35. The transcript is spliced from 2 exons. The record is from RefSeq and is a predicted model, not a curated record. NCBI's taxonomy places the organism in Eukaryota, Fungi, Ascomycota, Leotiomycetes, Helotiales, Sclerotiniaceae. Bases 1 to 1278 code for a protein of 425 amino acids.